This is a messenger RNA of Mycotypha africana, 981 nucleotides long. Its product is annotated as 2-dehydropantoate 2-reductase. Lineage: Eukaryota; Fungi; Mucoromycota; Mucoromycetes; Mucorales; Mycotyphaceae. Bases 1 to 981 code for a protein of 326 amino acids. Gene Ontology annotation, cellular component: cytoplasm; mitochondrion. Gene Ontology annotation, molecular function: 2-dehydropantoate 2-reductase activity; NADP binding. The record is from RefSeq and is a predicted model, not a curated record. Gene Ontology annotation, biological process: pantothenate biosynthetic process. The transcript has a single exon.
AUGACUAUUUAUUUGGUUGGAACAGGAGCUAUUGGUUGUCAUAUUGCUUCUAUUUUGAAACUUCAUAAGCAUAACGUUACUCUUUUACUUCGUUCACAAGCUCAUCUAAAUCUCUUUGAAGCACGGCAGAACACGAUCAGCUACCGUCACUUCGAUAAGGUCGACCAAGUUGGUGGCUUUAGCGCAAAGGUUGUUGAUGAUAGAUUUGAAAAUACAGCGCUGCCAAUACAUUCGUUGAUUGUAGCAACCAAAGCGCAGCAUACAGCUAGAGCAAUAGAACCACUAGUGAAACAACUGCAACCUGAUAGCUCUAUUUUAUUAUUACAGAACGGGGCGGGUGUAGCUGAAGAGCUGACUGAAAAGUUCUGGUCGAAUACAACCCCUCCAAAAAUAUUUGUAGGAGUGAACCGACAUGCUGUAGAGCGUAUUGCACCGUUCGAAAUUCAGCAUCAUUCAGGAUUUAAUAUCCCUAAAAGCCUAUGUAUUGGUCACUUUCCCAGCAAUAGUUAUAGAAAGGAGCAGCAAGUGUCAAAGAACUCUUUUUUGAUGCAGAGUCUAACAAGUAUACCUGAGUUACAGGCUUCUUACUUACCUUGGCAAGUUGUUUAUCAUGAAAUUUUGAAAAAACUCGUUGUGAAUGCUUCAGGAAAUGGUCUCGCGGCUAUCCUAGGAUGUCAAAAUAAAUAUAUUGUUCAGCCUGCCAGUUUGAAAAUAGUUAAAUCAUUAUGCAAGGAAGCAUACGAAGUUUUGAAAGAUGAUUUGCCGGAUGAAACUUAUGAAUCUCUGUUGAAAAAUGUUAUUGAUAUGUUUACGUUAGCAGGUAAUAAUUCCUGCUCGAUGUUGCAAGAUAUUAAGGCUCACCGCUUUACAGAGGUAGAUUACAUCAAUGGUUACCUAUGCCGAUUGGGAUCUCAGAGAGGUAUAGAUACAAGGACAAAUGCCUUGAUCACCGAUCUCAUACAUGCCAAAGAGGCCUUGUGA